AUGCCUUUAGGCGAUCUACUGAAACCGCCCCUAUUAAAUAACACUCUUAUCCCUCAUACUCCGCGCACAACUUGCACGGGCGGUACUCCAAACAACCUCCCGCCUCUCAGCUUUCACUCCGUCCACGGGGAGAAUGUCAGGGUUUCAAGAGAUGGCUCCAUGGCCCGACGCGUGGAGUCUUUCUGCAAAGGCGUCGCGUUCAGCGCCAGGCCCGUUAGAGUCAAUGAGAAGGUCUGCAUUCGCUUCGUCGAGAUCUCAAACAGUUGGAGUGGUGUCAUCAGAUUCGGAUUCACCAACCAUGAUCCUGCUGCCUUAGCCCACUCAUUACCCAAAUACGCAUGCCCAGACUUGACCAACAAGCCCGGCAACUGGGCCAAGGCUUUAGGCGAAAGAUUCUGCGAGAAAGACAAUAUCCUGUACUACUAUGUGAAUUCCUCUGGUGAUGUCCAUUUCGGUGUAAACGGAGAAGACAAAGGACUAUUUUUCUCAGGAGUAGACACAAGGAGCCCCCUUUGGGCCCUAGUAGAUGUUUAUGGUAACUGUACCGCUGUCCAAUUCGCUGACCCAAGAGCCCCAAGCCAGAUUAAGAGACACAGUCCUAUGGAAGAAGAAAGGCUAGUGGGAAGCAUGAGAUCAUUGACUGUAGAGGAAUCGUUACCUCCACCAAGAUAUCAGAAUCCUUUAGUACCUCUAAGUCUGCACAGGACUAAAGGCAGAAACGUACAGUUUAUCAAUGAUAGAGGUGUCGCAGCGAGAGCUGAUGCCGAAUUUUGCCAAGGAUAUGUAUUCACAGCUCGUCCAAUGCGUCCAGGACAAACCAUUGUUGUCCAGAUUUUGGCCACAGAAUCAGCCUACGCUGGCAGCUUAGCUAUUGGUCUAACAUCCUGCGACCCUGCAACUUUAAGACCGUGUGAUUUACCUGAUGACGCUGAGUUAUUAUUGGAUCGACCAGAAUAUUGGGUAGUACGAAGAGAUGCUGCUAAUGCUUUAAGAAGAGGAGAUGAACUGGCUGUCACCCUUACUUUAGAUGGAGAAGUACGCGUCAGCAGAAAUGGAUGUACUGCAAUUACAGUAAUGCAUGUGGACCACACGCUGAGACUUUGGGCAUUUGUGGAUAUUUAUGGAGCUACACAGAAAGUAAGGAUGUUGAGUACACAAGUGCCUCAGCCAGCGCAGACCCCUCCUCAACAGCUACGCGUGUUGACUGGUUCAGCAGCUCCGAUUAAUGCCGGUGCUGGUGGCACAGUCCUCGUUGUCAGUCUACCUCCUCAAAAUGGCGGACAGAAUGCAGCUAAUCAGCAGGGCAUGACCUUAGCUAGCGCGCAUUAUAUUGAGCCAAUUCAAACAUCCCAGCUCUGCUUGACUAGCCUCUCCAAUAUACCAAUCAGCCAACCGAGCUGCAAUUACCAACAGCGUCCACCAAGAACCGACAACCAAUGCUCUUCAGCCAGUCAGAACAGUCAGAACGAGCAAGUACAACUGCCUAAUGGACACUCGGAGCCUCUGCGACUCGUAGAGAGGUUGCCUAGUGGCCCAUCCACGAGCCGCCAUCAACCCGUCUAUUCAGUAAUAGGCGAAGGAAACUUAACGGGGACUGAGUGUACCAUAUGCUAUGAAAAUCCAAUAGAUAGUGUUCUGUACAUGUGUGGACAUAUGUGCAUGUGCUACAGGUGUGCCGUCCAACAGUGGAGGGGCAAGGGGGGUGGCCAGUGCCCCUUAUGUAGAGCGCCAAUCAAAGAUGUCAUACGUACAUACAAGUCCUGA
Arctia plantaginis is the source of this 1764-nucleotide messenger RNA. The record is from the annotation of a GenBank genome assembly. Lineage: Eukaryota; Metazoa; Arthropoda; Insecta; Lepidoptera; Erebidae.